Messenger RNA from Engraulis encrasicolus (European anchovy), 4169 nucleotides. RefSeq names its product ring finger protein 170 (gene rnf170). Gene Ontology annotation, molecular function: ubiquitin protein ligase activity. The record is from RefSeq and is a predicted model, not a curated record. NCBI's taxonomy places the organism in Eukaryota, Metazoa, Chordata, Actinopteri, Clupeiformes, Engraulidae. The transcript is spliced from 7 exons. The coding region runs from base 104 to 931 and encodes 275 amino acids.
CAGGAAUGCGGAAAUACAGAUCAAAAAUACUGUACGUCAGAAGGAAGAUACUGAAAAUAUUCUCAACUUGCUUAAUAUGAAGAAAAGAUUAUGAUCUGUUGGAAUGGAAGAAAACCAGUGCCUGCAUGCGAGUCGUCUCCUUCAAGAUGAGGACUCUCUAAUAGAAGGUGUCAGCAACCCUGUCCUUCUGGUGGUGGUUCUGAGCGUCACUUUUCUGGGUGGAUUGAUCACACUGCUCUGCAGGAACGAACAACAAAGAAUCCACCCCGAAAACCAAGAGCAUGUACGAGCGGUGCGGCAGCAGCUUCAGGCAGAUGAGCAGGACACAGAGCCAGAGCCAGAGCCCAGGCCGCAGUUCUACACAGACAUGUCGUGUCCAGUAUGUCUGCAGCAGGCCACUCUCCCCGUGGAGACCAACUGUGGCCACCUCUUCUGUGGCUCCUGCGUCAUUGCGUACUGGCGGUAUGGGACAUGGCUUGGGCCAAUUAGUUGCCCCAUAUGCAGGCAAACGGUGACGCUGAUCUUCCCACUGUUCCAAGGUAUAGUGCAGCCUGAUGCCCCGGAGCAGACUGAUGAUGGGCACCCUGAGGCCAACCUCGUCCUACAGGACCUCACAGACUACAACCGCCGCUUCUCCGGACAGCCCAGAACGAUCAUGGAGCGGCUGAGGGACGUUCCCACGCUGCUGCGCCACGCCUUCCGCGAGAUGUUCUCGGUGGGCGGGCUCUUCUGGAUGUUCCGGCUGCGCAUCCUGCUGUGCUUGGUGGGCGCACUGACGUACCUGGCCUCCCCGCUGGACUUCAUCCCCGAGGCCCUCUUCGGCCUGCUGGGCUUCAUGGACGACUUCUUCGUCAUCCUCCUGCUCUUCAUCUACAUCUCCAUCAUGUACCGCGAGGUGGUCACGCAGAGGCUAGGCGGAGGUGGAGGCUGACGAUGCACGCAUGAAAACAAACACAUGUACACAUCUACACACACACACCUCAGGCAUUGAAUUCUUUCAUGUACAUUCAUUCAUGGUCUCACAGCGGCUAGGUGGAGGUGGAGGGUGACGUUGCAUACAAAUACACACACACACACACACACACACUGGAUAUUGAAUUCAUGACUAGGUUGUAAUAUUUCUCACUCAGAAGUUGGGUGAAGGUGGAGGCUGAUGUCACACGCACACACACAUAAUCACACAUGUACAUGCUCAUACACUUCCAUAAUGUACUACAAGGUGGUCGAGCACAGGCUAGGAGGUGGUGGCUGACAACACACAAACAUUGUACACACCCCACAUGCACACACAAACACCCGUACCAACACCACUCGGUUGUCCUAUUUCAGGUCAAAGACCUUGGAGGCUGUGUGUGUUUUGUGUUCUCCCAACAGAGAAACCACAGCCCGUGUGUGUGUGUGUGUGUGUGUGUGUGUGUGUGUGUGUGUGUGUGUGUGUGUGUGUGUGUGUGUGUGUGUGUGUGUGUGUGUGUGUGUGUGUGUGUGUGUGUGUGUGUGUGUGUGUGUGUUGAAUGUGGAGACUUUGAGGGAAUAUAGUCGUCAUCAGGGUGCUUUCUUUGUCUGUUGGUUUUUAUUUGAUGUCAUGCGUUGACAUUUUUAUGUUCGCCUGUGUGUGGGGGGACAUAAUAUAUGUUUUAUUAUGUUGUAUAGCCAUCACCAUCUGAACAUCCUCGUAGUGAGGAGUCCCAUGAGAAAUAUCUCUUCCUCAUUGCUGGAUCUUUCACAUGCAUAUUUUCUGAGUGUGUAUUUGUGGCUGUGUGUGUGUGUGUGAGCGUGUGCAUCUGUGGACAAACACCACAAGUUCUUCAACAGAAUGUAGAUGGAAAUGGAUGGGACGUCUUCUCAUCUCAAAUGACCUCAAAUGUUCCCUUUUUCUGUAACUGAGGGCUCUAUAAUGUGUAUUAUUAUACUAGUACAUAUCGAUUUCAGAUCGAGAUUUAAAACAAGUAAAUGCAAUAUAUGAGUUUAGUGUCCUACAUGAUACGUCUUUUGUAAUAGCCGCCCUCCUUCCGUGAGUUCUGCACUAAACUGGAAGUCCCGUGUUGUCUGUGAAGACAAAUGAAACUUAAGGCAGGGAGACUAAACUGCACUAUUCAAGAGCCAAGCCUGUGCAUUCGCUCAGACGUCCAGGGUUACAGGACCACAGAGGGAUAUUGUUGUGACAACAAAUUUGUCGUUUUGUUUUCUAACCGAUUCAGGACUUUGCGUCAAUGCCUUGUGUUCUUUUCUGUCAGCCACCAUAUGCAACUUUAAUUUGUCACUUGCCCCCUUGCUGGUCUUUUCUUUUUCACCGUACUCCUUCACAUCUCUGUUUCUCUCAGUCUUCCUCCACACUUCCCUCUAGCUUCUUUCUUCCCUUUAUUACGUUCUUGUAUUUAUAUUGAGGUCUUUUGAGGUUUAGUGUUUAUUGGUUAUUGUUUUUAAUGAACACUCGAGAGAUACAGUUGCCUUGGUCUGUUUCAGUUUCAUUAAGCUAAACGUCCCUUCCCCUCUUACCCACCGCACCACCUUAUUGUUGGGUGCCAAACCUUCAGCACAUCCUAAACCAGUGGUUCCCAAACUUUCGUUUUGCUGAGCUCCCCUGUUGGAGCUAAGAUUAUUGUCACCCCAUAUUCCAAACUUCAAUAUUUUUUGUCCAUUUGUAUUGGUAAAUGUUAAUAUGAAAUUCACAAGUCCCUUCUCUCUGUGACCUUCCUGCAGCACCUCUGACCCCAGGGGUGAAGGAGUUUGUGAACCACUGUCCCUAAACCUUCCGUGGUGAUGGCAAUCUAUCUUGAGGAGCUGCAUACCACAUACCAUACUCACUUAAACCGUUUGUAUUAGCACAGUGGCAAAGUCCACAAGCAAAAUCAUAGGCAUUCACCGCACCAAGGUGGACAAGUGAUCUAUAUCAUGUAGUUGUAAGAAAGGGUAGGAGAGUUGCUCCACCUAUCCUCGAAAGGGAUGGUCACAGUCACCGUGGUAUUGGAUUGUGGCUCCUCGGUCUAGGCUGGACAUCACUGCUCUGUAGCCCCCUCUCAGGGUGGAACUUGCACAAAUUGGAUGCAAAUCAUUUCCUUUAAUUGGUAUCAUUUCCUCUGUCCUCCACCCUUGUGCCUCAUUGUUGACUUGACACAGUAAGGCCAGUGUUAUGUUGCCCAUUCAAAUUUAGACAUUGAAAAUACUAGGAAGGUAAUCUGAAAAAUAAGACUUGAGAUCUAACCAACUUUGAAACAUCGAGGAAUGUCCUUCUGUGCCACAAGGCUUUUUUUCUAGAUAUAACAUGUUUGUAGUACUUUGAAUGUCAAAUGAAUGUCCAGUAUAAAACUGACUUAACCCAAGUCAACAAGGAGGCAUGAGGUAGGACAGAGGAAAUGACGUGAGUUUGGGGAAAAGAUUUGCACCCCUUGUGUUCUCCUCUUUGCACAUGAGAGUGAAUGACCACUUGAGCUGUUUUAUCAACACAGCUGUAAGAGUGCAGUCCACCACUAAGUAAAAGCCCUUCAUUGUUUUUUUGUUGUUGCCAAAAACAGUCGCAGCAUUUCAAUGAACUACAAACAGUGGAGAACAUCAUCUUCAGUUUCCAUCCUCAGAGUGUUUCGGUUUUUGCAGUGAGGUUUCUCAUGCAAUAUUCAAAAAUCAAACAUCUUGGUGACUGGCACAUGGUUUAGUGUCUUCUAAAGGUGUAUCUCUUUCUAAGAAAAAGAAACCAUUGCACUAUUGUGAAUUUCUGGCAUUGACCUAGAAUGUAAAACAUAUCUGAUACAGAAUAAAUGUUUACAGUAUUUCUUUUGUAGAAAAAAGUAUUAAAAAAAAACUUCUGUCUGUUUUGCAGUCUGUUAGCUCUGGCAAGAUGGGAUCGAUGGACAUUGCAGUUAUUGAAUCAAUGGGUUUGGCUAUUAUAUAUGUUAUUUAAGUAUUAUUUACCAAACAUGUAAGCAUGUCAAUGAUCCUGUUCUACAGUAAUGGUGGUGGAAUUAUAUUAAAUUGCAUACAGGAGAUAUGGUCUUGUUUCAUUUUUGCGUGUGUGUGUGUGUGUAUGUUGAUGUGUGAUAGUAAAUGGUAAAUGGACUGCAUUUAUAUAACGCCUUUCCACUCCUUCGAGCACUCAAAGCACUGUACAUUGUAUGUCUCACAUUCAUGCAUUCACACUCACGUUCCCACACCUGUGUGUGGGUGGUUGGCGUUUA